AGAUUGUCUGCCUGGGCCUUGUAUGAAGAGUGAACAUAGGUUUUGGCCCUCUCUAGUCUCUGUGUUCAGCGUGUGACCUGGGAGAAGCACUGGGAUGGGAAGCAGGCCUCUCAUAAACUACUCCUGUCCCCAGUCUGUUAUCCUUGAUGAAUGGUACCAGUACUUGUUGGGGGCCUUUAUAGAGAGUGGUUCUAGAACUCCUGAACCCUGACUCUCUGAAGCCUGUGUCACACAUUAGUAGGACUGACUGUUCUAGCUGAAUGCCUGACUCCUCCUUCCUGGGCCUGAGAAGUCCUCUGUGUUUUCACUGAGUCACAACUGUGUUGGCUUACAAGUUAAAAAUAGACCCUAGUCAUCUGUUCAGUGACAAGCCUAUGCUGACCUUACCAGUCACUAGAAUGCUUGUAAAUAUUUGGAGUUGUUUAUGGCUAGAGCCAUUUCCUUUCCACGGCUUCCUUGCCCCAUCUCCUGAAGCAGAAGGGAGCCAUGGCAUUAAAUGAGUCAGAGCUAACAUAUGUUAGACAGACUCAGGGUGUCGUGCUAUUGGGAACCACUGAAGUUCAAGAUAGUUUCUAGGAGCCAGUAGAAGUGGUGCCACCAUGGAGUCUGAUCACUGCUGACUGGCAGCCACACAGCACUGAAGUGAAAGCCUAUCGUGGACCUACACAUCCAAGAAAAGGGGACACUAUGGCUUCUAGCAACACUGAGACCCAGCUCCAGAGGAUCAUCCGUGAUCUACAAGAUGCAGUGACAGAACUAAGCAAUGAAUUUAAGGAAGGCGGAGAACCCAUCACAGAUGACAGCACCAGCUUGCACAAGUUUUCUUAUAAACUUGAGUAUCUUCUGCAAUUUGAUCAGAAGGAGAAAACUAGCCUCCUAGGUAGCAAGAAGGACUACUGGGAUUACUUCUGUGCCUGCCUAGCCAAGGUGAAGGGAGCAAAUGAUGGGAUCCGAUUUGUUAGGUCCAUCUCUGAGCUCCGAACAUCUCUGGGAAAAGGCAGAGCUUUCAUUCGCUACUCUUUGGUGCACCAGAGGUUGGCAGACACUUUGCAGCAGUGCUUCAUGAACACUAAAGUGACCAGUGACUGGUAUUAUGCAAGAAGCCCCUUUCUGAAGCCAAAGCUGAGCUCUGACAUUGUGGGCCAACUAUAUGAGCUGACUGAGGUUCAGUUUGAUCUAGCAUCAAGGGGCUACGACCUGGAUGCCGCCUGGCCGACAUUUGCCAGGAGGACACUGGGCACUGGCUCUUCUGCUUAUAUGUGGAAACCCCCCAGCCGAAGCUCCAGCAUGAGCAGUUUAGUGAGCAACUACUUGCAGACUCAGGAGAUGGCCUCCGGGUUUGACAUAAACAAUCCUCUCAACAAUGAAGGACUUGAAGGUUUUGAUGAGAUGCGGCUAGAGCUGGACCAGUUGGAGGUUCGGGAGAAACAGCUACAAGAACAUGUACAGCAGCUAGACAGGGAGAACCAAGCACUUCGAGUGAUGAUCAGCAGACAAGGGGAGCAGCUUGAGGUCGAGAAGGAGAGGGGCUACCCUAUGGUGGAGGGUACCAUUGGCCUCAUGGGCCUGGUGGCAGAGCUUCAGAAGCAGGGGGAGGUCAUCCAGGCUACAGUGAAGAAACUACAGACAUGUCUGCAGGCCUUGGAGCUGAAUGUAGACAAGAAAGAGAGCAACUACUCAGCCCUGCAGCUUGAGACCCUAGCACAGGAGCUUGAGGCUGUAAGAGACUCCCUGGGUAGGAAGAACCAACUUCUAGCCAGCCUUUCAGAUUGCCUGGCCAGGGCUGAGAAGGACAGGAAGUUUCAUCAAGAGCCUGUUCCUGCUGACAUGGCCCUGGAGUUCCAGGAAUUAAAGGGAAAGCUUGAAGCCUUGGAAGGAGAGAACACCAAGGCCCAGGAACUAAACAUGCAGCAGAGUAUCAAGCUAGAGCAGCUGGCUAAGGAGCUGCAGCUGAAGGAGGAGGCCCGGGCUGGUCUAGAGCACUCAGUGAAGGCUGUGGCCCCGCUUGAGGAGGAGCUGUCUGCAAAGAAGCAAGAGUCAGCUCAACUCCGGCGACAGCUGCAGGAAUCUCUGGCCCAUUUGAGCUCUGUGGAGGAGGAGCUGGCAGAAGCCAGGCAGCAGGCAAAGCAGCAUCGAGAAGAAAGGCAGCUACGGGAGCAGGAAGCCAAGUCUCUGACAUGGCAGCUGCAGCUCCUAGAGACCCAGUUAGCACAGGUGAGUCAGCUUGUGAGCGACCUGGAGGAGCAGAAGAAGCAGCUCGUGCAGGACAGAGACCGUCUCAGCCAGAAAGUGGGCACACUGGAGCAGCUAGCCGAGGUGCGUGGGGUCCCCCUGAGCUCUGUCCCACCACAGACUGAGGAGAUGCUAGAAGAGGAGGUGCAAUACCGUCACAAAGAGCAUGUAAGCAAUACCACAGUGCCAGGGGGAGACCAGGAGAAAUUGGGGAAGGUCAACCAGGAGCUUCAGAAGGAGCUGCAGAACAUGGCUGUGCGCAACCAGCUCCUAGAAGGCAAACUUCAAGCCCUGCAAACUGAUUACAAGGCACUGCAGCAGCGAGAGGCAGCCAUCCAGGGCUCCUUAGCCUCCCUGGAAGCUGAGCAGGCCAGCAUCCGGCACCUGGGAGACCAGAUGGAAGCAAGCCUCUUGGCUGUGAAGAGAGUCAAAGAGACAAUGAAGGCCCAGGUGGCAGAGAAGGAGGCCGCCCUGCAAAGUAAGGAGGGUGAGUGCCAGCGGCUGCAGGAAGAGGCAGAUCAGUGCCGGCUCCGGACAGAGGCCCAGGACCAGGAGCUCAGGGCCCUUGAGAACCAGUGCCAGCAGCAGAUUCAGCUGAUUGAGGCCCUCUCUGCAGAGAAAGGCCACCAGGGACUCAGCCUACCCCAAGUCAACACAGCCCAACUGGCCCUGUCUCAGGCACAGCUAGAAGUUCACCGGGGGGAGGCCCAGCGGUUACAGAAUGAGGUGGUGGACCUCCAGGCCAAGCUCCAGGUGGCCCUGGGUGAUCGAGACAAGUUACAGAGCCAGCUGGGUGUGACUGAGGCAGUCCUGAGGGAGCAUAAGACUCUGGUGCAACAACUGAAAGAGCAGAACGAAGCCCUUAACAGGGCCCAUGUUCAGGAGCUGCUGCAGUGCUCAGAGCGUGAAGGCAUACUGCAGGAAGAGAGCAUCUACAAGACCCAGGAGCAGGAGCAAGAGCUGCAAGCCCUGCAUGCAGAGCUGUCACAGGUGAGGUGCAGCUCUGAGGGAGCCCACCUGGAACAUGCGGAGCUACAGGACCAGCUGCACCGAGCCAACACAGACACAGCUGAGCUUGGCAUACAAGUCUGUGCCCUGACAGCCGAAAAGGACAGGAUGGAGGGGGCCCUGGCCACCUUGGCCCAUGAGCUCCAGGACACUAAAGAGGCAGCACUACAAGAACGAAAGGGCUUGGAGCUCCAAGUGAGGGGACUACAGCAAGAGAAGGAGAGCUUGCAGGAAAAGCUAAAGGCAGCUGAGGAGGCAGCUAGUUCAUUCUCUGGUCUACAGGCACAGCUGGUCCAGGCUGAGCAGCUGACCCAGAGCCUCCAAGAGGCUGCACACCAGGAACGAGAUGCCCUCAAGUUCCAGCUAAGUGCUGAGAUCAUGGGCCACCAGAACAGACUGAAGGCAGCCAAUGAAGAGUGUGGGAGCCUCAGGGCCCAGCUAGAAGAGCAAAGCCGGCAACUGGAGAUGACUAAGGAGGCUGUGCGUGAACUGAAGGUCACCAAGGCAGCCAUGGAGGAGAAACUGAACUCUACCAGCAGCCACCUUGCAGAGUGCCAGGCCACUUUGCAGCACAAAGACGAAGAAAGUGCUACUCUUCGAAUAAGCCUAGAAAGAACUCAGAAGGAACUUGAAAAGGCCACAUCAAAAAUCCAAGAAUAUUACAAUAAACUCUGCCAGGAGGUGACAAACAGGGAAAGGAAUGACCAGAAGAUGCUUGCAGACCUAGACGACCUGAACAGAACCAAGAGAUACCUUGAGGAACGGCUGAUAGAGCUGCUCCGGGACAAAGAUGCUCUCUGGCAAAAGUCCGAUGCACUGGAAUUCCAGCAAAAGCUCAGUGCUGAAGAAAAAGGUCUUGGGGACAUGGAAGCCAACCACUGCCAUGACUGCAAGAGGGAGUUCAGCUGGAUAGUGCGGCGGCACCACUGCAGGAUAUGUGGCCGCAUCUUCUGUUACUACUGCUGUAACAACUAUGCCGUGACUAAGCCCAGUGGCAAAAAGGAACGCUGUUGCCGAGCCUGCUUCCAGAAAUUCGGCGAAGGCCCUGGAUCCCCUGAUAGCAGUGGCUCUGGCACUAGCCAGGGAGAGCCCAGCCCCAUGGUUUCACCAGCUGAAGCAGGCUCUCAGGCCCAAGGAGUAAACUCAGUCUGCAGACCACCAGAUGAUGCUGUGUUUGACAUCAUCACUGAUGAAGAAUUGUGCCAGAUCCAAGAAUCUGGCUCCUCCUUGCCUGAAACACCCACUGAAACAGAUUCAAUGGACCCAAAUAUGGCUGAACAGGACACCACAUCAAACUCACUAACCCCUGAAGACACUGAAGACAUGCCAAUGGGGCAGGAUGCCGAAAUCUGCUUGCUGAAGUCAGGAGAGCUGAUGAUCAAAUUACCCCUCACAGUGGAUGAGAUCACCAGCUUUGGGGAGGGUAACAGGGAGCUGUUUGUGAGGUCCAGUACAUACAGCUUGAUCCCCAUCACUGUAGCAGAGCCUGGCCUCACUAUCAGCUGGGUCUUCUCUUCUGACCCCAAGAGCAUCUCCUUCAGUGUGGUCUUCCAGGAGACAGAAGACACACCUCUCGACCAGUGCAAGGUCCUCAUUCCCACCACCCGAUGCAAUUCCCACAAGGAGAGUAUCCGGGGCCAGCUGAAGGUCCGAACCCCUGGCAUCUACUUGCUUAUCUUUGACAACACCUUUUCUAGAUUUAUCUCCAAAAAAGUAUUUUACCACCUGACUGUUGACCGGCCUGUGAUCUACGAUGGAAGCGAUUUCCCAUAGCAUCAGUACCUGAACUUUGAUAACUCUUCAUCAUCCAAGGAAACACUACUACUCCUCACCCAUCUCAUUAAACACAUAUACCCACACUCAGGACCAGAUAUGAGACUCAGCUAUCUUCUCCAAUGUUUAUACUCUAGGGACACCAUCAGCCUCACCUGAGGUCACAGUUGGUAAAAGUCUGCUAUGCUAUUACUCAAGCCAGGACUCACUCCUUGGGUAGUUCCAGGAGAAGACCAUAGGGCAUCAUGGGAGAGAUACCCUAUCCUUUAGUUUAUCCAUAAUAGGAUUUGGUCCUCCCACUCAGCAAUUUUGGGGAGACCUGAGCUGUGCUGUCUUUCUGAGCCUUUGUUGAGAGCCUUUGCUCAGCCUGGCCACUCAGCAGCUCUAAAUACACACAUGCACACUCACAAACCAACCAGAGGUCUAGGAAAGAACAGCCACUUCCUGUAGGCUUCAACUCUGCAUAUGGAUAACAGGAGUAAAACUACAGGCCAAGUUCCCUACAGUAAACUCAGGUUGGCCUCAGAGCUCAUGUGUCAGCCCAUAUCUACCUUUGUUUAUAAACACCAGAGUUUCUGCCUCACCUGUAGACAGUGUAUUAGUGAGUAGAGCCACUUAAGAACCUCUUUCAAUACCUGGAAACUUUCUAAAAAGCCUUUGGUAACAUGAGAAGCAGCAUAACAGAAGAACAGGGCAUAACUUCCUUUUGGCCUCCAUCCGCCAGUCACUCCCUCUCCAUUUGCCUACAUCCUGCUCAUCAGUUCACAUCUGAUACUGCAGGCAGCUUACUGUUCUAGGACAAAUAGUUUAGAUAGCUUCCUGUUGGUGACUGUUUUUAAUGUGAAGCCAGCAUGUGCAGUGGAGUCUUUGAAGACUGACGUGGCUCCUUGUAGGUCUGUAUGUGGCCUAAGAUUGCUGAAGACCAAAUCAUCUUUCCUUUGAACCUUCUACCCUCUUGCAAAUGGAAUAGUGAAGCCAGCUUGUUCACUAGGCCGACAACAUCCAACACCAACUAGAGUCUCAUUUUUAUGACUUGGCUUUUCCAGGGUAUGUAAGAGACACUGGCCAAACUCAUGGCCUUCUGCUGGUGUCGCUGCCACCAUAUGCAUCAAGAGGCACCAUUCACUGAGUUGCUGGGAGAGGCCUGAGUUCUUCCAUCUGAGUUCAUCCUGAACCUCUCUCAUUUACCAGGAGGCCCACAUGGCUCUCAUAAAGCCAACUUAGAACUGAGGUGAGAGGCUUCAGUGCUGACUGCCUAGUGCUCUGGUAGGCUCUCACCAACUCUUUGUCUUUGAUGUUUAUUUAUUUUUGUGCUGAGUGGACCUUGUGCUGUAUUAUAUAUCAGUUCACUGGUCAUGCUCCAGUUCAUGCUCCUGAACACUAGUUACUAGAGAGCAUUUAGCCCUGUGUAAGUGUGCCUUUCACAUAGAGCUUUAUUAUUUUAAGUAGUUCCCAAUUUUAAUGAGGUUUAGUCGUUGGAGUAUCUUUUUCAAAACUUCAAAUGACAAUUGAGGAAUCACUGAGGAAGAUGGUGGCCCAGUUGGACUUAACUACACUAAAAAUCAUAAGGAAACAUCCUUGAGAUCCUGGGUCAUUCUUUUUCUAAGGGCCACUCUUCCCCUAAUGACUCAGUUCCCUCAUAACAGCCAUGUUAAUAGUGUUGUCAGCUGCCUGAUUACCUGUGCCACUGAAGCCACUACCAGACUUCACCCAAGAAAUAAACCAGCCUCCAAGACACAGGGAAGCAUGUCUGAGACAGAGUGGCCCUCCUUGUCCUAUGGACUUGGAGAGCAUUGCUGAGAUAAGCACCCUGGAUUCCAGCUAACCCUGAACCAAGAAGGCAAAGGGAUUCUCAAGCAAGCCAAAAUCUAGAACUGAAAAUUUCCAUAUGGUUUGGGAAGUAGAAAUGAAGAGCCAUAUAUUAAUAAAGAAGAUGUUUCUGACCAGCUUCAGUUGUCCCCCGGGUAUCAAGCCACUCCUGGCUCCAAAAGAAAUCUUGCAGAUAUGGUUUGAUGUUCGUGGGUUUUUGUUUUUAAACUCAGACUUAGUUCUACCUGUGAGAAUUCUUUACACUGAGAAAACACUCUUGACUCAGAGGUUUUGGAAAAGGAGGCAGACAGGAGACAUCUUUGGUGCUCAGAACCAGGGAAUGCAAUACAAAGACCAUCGAGUGCUGCUCAUGUUUAUGAAAGCAAACACUACUUGAUAGAAUCUUAGCACAAUUUCCUCAUCUACUUAAUUUCUUCCAACAAAAUAGGAAAGCUAAUUCAAAAUUUCCUUUUCCCUCUCAAGCACUUUUUAAAUUUCAAGAGACCUCUCUAAUCAGGGGGUGUUUUUCGAGCCUUUUGGUGUGUGUUUAAUCUAGAUGUCCUGCUUUUGGUGACUGCUGUGACACUGGGCCUCUGUGGGGAGGAGUGCACUUUAAUUCUUUAAUCCUCACCUUGCGUGGCCUUAUGAGAUAAUGGGUCAGGAAACCCAUUUCAUUCUUAUCUGCCAAAGCGUUACUCAGAAGCACAUCAAACACCAGCGCUUCAUCUGCACAGAAGGAUGGGAGUUUGGUGUCACCGAAUAUGCACGCUCCUUUAACAGUGUCUGCUAUGCCAUUUGGAAAUGUGUUUUAACCUCAGGUUUUAAAUAAAGCAAACACUAUGGCA
Mesocricetus auratus (golden hamster) is the source of this 7667-nucleotide messenger RNA. RefSeq names its product FYVE and coiled-coil domain autophagy adaptor 1 (gene Fyco1). Lineage: Eukaryota; Metazoa; Chordata; Mammalia; Rodentia; Cricetidae. Gene Ontology annotation, molecular function: metal ion binding. The record is from RefSeq and is a predicted model, not a curated record. The transcript is spliced from 18 exons. Gene Ontology annotation, biological process: plus-end-directed vesicle transport along microtubule; positive regulation of autophagosome maturation. The coding region runs from base 688 to 5013 and encodes 1441 amino acids. Gene Ontology annotation, cellular component: lysosome; late endosome; autophagosome.